CCGCUUCCCGCGAAGCAGGCGAUGGCGGCUCGGGUGCUGCUUGCGGCGCUGCUUGCGGCGCUGGGUCUCUUCGUCUCAGCGGGAAAAAUGAAGAUCGUGGAGGAGCCGAAUACGUUCGGGUUGAAUAACCCAUUCUUGCCUCAGACAAAUAGGCUGCAGCCAAAGAUGUCCCCGUCUGCAGUAUCAGGCCCUGCACAUCUCUUUAGGCUUGCUGGCAAGUGUUUCAGUUUUGUGGAAUCCACGUACAAGUAUGAGUUUUGUCCUUUCCGUAAUGUCACUCAGCAUGAGCAAACUUUUCGAUGGAAUGCCUAUAGUGGGAUUUUAGGAAUCUGGCAUGAAUGGGAAAUUGACAAUAACACAUUUGUUGGAAUGUGGAUGAGGGAAGGAGACUCCUGUGAAACUAAGAGCAGACAGACAAAGGUUCAUCUUGUGUGUGGAAAGAGCAAUAAGUUGGCUUAUGUGUCUGAGCCAAGUACUUGUGUUUACUCUCUGACAUUUGAGACUCCUCUCGUGUGCCAUCCCCACUCACUUUUAGUUUAUCCAACUCUGACUGAAGCACUGCAGAGGAAGUGGGAUGAAGCAGAGCAGCUUCUGUACGAUGAACUAAUAACCGACCAGGGUUACAAAAAAAUUCUGAAAGAGAUUUUUGAGGAAGCAGGACUUCUAAAAGCAACAGAAGAAAAUGAAGUUGAAAAACAGAGUAAGAAAAUAACUCCGGAAUUUGAAACAGUGGAAAAGUGCAGUAAGGAAUACAAGCAACUUUCUGAAGAAAUAAAAAAACUUAGAGUUUUAUUAGGUCAGCAUGGUAUUGCAUACAAAGGAAAUCUUGCUGGAAAUUCCAGUGUUGAGUAUGUAAGUCACCAACUGGCAACUGCAGUGGCAUCAGUUCUUAAUGGGUCAAAGGAUGAUGAGCACCUGCAUGGCGAUACAGGAAUUUGGAACUACACUCUGUGAAGAAACUUGGAUGGUACAUAAUGUAAAUUAAACUGAACAUGUAUUAUGCCACAAAGAUGAUUUGCCUUCUUUUGAGUAUUCUUGACUUUGUUUCAAUUUGUGCCCUAAAGCGAACACAGUGUAGUAGAGUGAGGGCACACCACUAUGAGAAUAGUUAGCUAGUUUCUGACAACAUUUGUAACACUUCUUUGGUACCACCAGUAUUUGGCACAAACUUAAGAUUCUCUGUGCCUAGUCCCAGCUUUUGCUAUUUUUAUUGAUCAAGUGUGGUAGAAGUUGAAGUGAAUAUAAACUAGCUCAAGACCAGUGCUGCAAGGUGUUUUAAGAAAUGUACUAAAUACAUUAUUAAGAACAUGCUAUUUCAUCUAUAUGCUAAAAAGAUUUCUGGACACACUUUAGCGAAAAGGAAACGUUUUCUGCCACAGCAGUGCAGACCACACCACUGCACCGAUUCGUGUUCAAAGGUCGAUGUCGUCUUUGUCAGGUUAAAUGGAAGUUGGUCAGAAUCUGACAGAAAGGUGCAAUGAAAUCACUGAGUUGUUACAAAAGCAUAGUUGUGGUGAGGUAAUACAUGGCAAUUUUCUGUACGUAAUACGGAAUAAAAUGGACUCCUCCAACACAAACUGUGGAA
Camarhynchus parvulus is the source of this 1585-nucleotide messenger RNA. It is a transcript of the gene GNPTG, whose product is annotated as N-acetylglucosamine-1-phosphate transferase subunit gamma. Bases 22 to 954 code for a protein of 310 amino acids. The transcript has 11 exons. Gene Ontology annotation, cellular component: Golgi apparatus. The record is from RefSeq and is a predicted model, not a curated record. Lineage: Eukaryota; Metazoa; Chordata; Aves; Passeriformes; Thraupidae.